Myripristis murdjan (pinecone soldierfish) is the source of this 6390-nucleotide messenger RNA. RefSeq names its product potassium/sodium hyperpolarization-activated cyclic nucleotide-gated channel 1. Gene Ontology annotation, molecular function: voltage-gated potassium channel activity. Gene Ontology annotation, cellular component: dendrite; axon; HCN channel complex. Gene Ontology annotation, biological process: sodium ion transmembrane transport; regulation of membrane depolarization; potassium ion transmembrane transport. The transcript has 10 exons. Bases 378 to 5030 code for a protein of 1550 amino acids. NCBI's taxonomy places the organism in Eukaryota, Metazoa, Chordata, Actinopteri, Holocentriformes, Holocentridae. The record is from RefSeq and is a predicted model, not a curated record.
CGAGGAAGGAGGAAUGAUUCAGAAACAUCUAUAAGGACAAACGAGACACAGAGAGAAUAGAGGAAAAGUGUGACUGCUGCUGCUGGCGUCAUACUGGCAGGCUGAGAGAUUUUAUUGCUGGAUUUAAGUGGCUAUUUCCAAGGGCGCUGAGGUAAGGAUGGACACAUGGGUGGAGAGAGGGCUGAGGCGUGAACUGUCUUCUCCAGGAGAAUGACAAAAGACAGAGAAGCUACACAUCCUUAGCUUAACAUUCAAAUUGACAUUGAUAUCGUAACCUGUAUAACCUAGACAGGUCAACUGUGCAAAACCAGUAGUUUUCCACAGGGGGGUGGGAGUUACAGGUUAUAUUCACUUUCCCUAACCCUCAUCCUUCUGGGAUGGAUGGGGUGGCAGGGGGUGUGGGUACCCCCAGUAGUGCUGGGGGGUCUGGGGGUGACAGCCUCCCCAGGCGUAACGGGGACUCGAAGCGUCGCAGUAAGGGCAGCCUGCCCUCCCCGGGGUACAGACUGUCCCAGGCCUCCCUGGAGGGAGAGAAGGGCUCCGUCGGGGCCGACAGUUGUGCCUCAGGUGGGGGCCGACGUCGCCUCUCCAUCAUGAGCUCCUCUACCAGAGACGGCCUACCUUUUCGCACAGCGGGGACCCCAACCACCCCGGUGCCCCUGCCGCCACCUCCGCCCUCCUCCUCAGCCCAGGCCCAGCCUCGCUCUGUGGGCUUCGCCUCGUCCCGCGCCGCCCUUGCCUCCACCUCCUCCACCGGCACUGGGGUGGUGGUGGUGGCUACCGGCCCAGAGACCACCACCACCACGGCCUGCAACACCACUGCAGCGGGGACUCCUGAGAUGGGGGGUCUGUCUGGGAUGGGUGGCUUUGGGAUGGGUCUGGACGGAGAGGACUACAGCUACUCCAACCAGAGCACCUUCAUCCAGAGACAGUUUGGAGCCAUGCUUCAGCCUGGGGUCAACAAGUUUAGCUUGCGUAUGUUCGGGUCUCACAAAGCUGUGGCACUGGAGCAAGAAAGACUGAAAUCUGCAGGGGUGUGGAUCAUACACCCCUACAGUGACUUCAGAUUCUACUGGGACCUGUUGAUGCUACUACUGAUGAUGGGAAACCUGAUCAUAUUGCCGGUGGGCAUCACUUUCUUCAAGGAUGAGAACACUCCCCCGUGGAUCAUCUUCAACGUGGUGUCUGACACGCUCUUCUUGGUCGACCUGGUUCUCAACUUCAGGACCGGCAUAGUCAAGGAGGACAGCACUGAGAUACUGCUAGACCCCAGAGCAAUCCGCCAGCGCUACCUGAAGAGCUGGUUCUUGGUGGACUUUGUGUCAUCCAUCCCAGUGGACUACAUCUUCCUGAUGGUAGAUUUGGAGGCCCGUCUGGACUCAGAGGUGUACAGGACAGCCAGGGCGUUACGCAUUGUCCGCUUCACCAAGAUCCUGAGUCUGCUUCGACUGCUCCGCCUGUCCAGACUCAUCCGCUACAUUCACCAGUGGGAGGAGAUCUUCCAUAUGACCUACGACCUGGCCAGUGCCAUGGUGAGGAUUGUAAACCUGAUCGGUAUGAUGCUGCUGCUCUGCCACUGGGACGGCUGUCUGCAGUUCCUGGUCCCCAUGCUUCAGGACUUCCCUCCUGACUGCUGGGUCUCCAAGAAUAACAUGGUGAAUGACACAUGGGGAGUGCAGUAUUCCUAUGCCCUGUUCAAGGCCAUGAGCCACAUGUUGUGUAUUGGGUAUGGUGCCCAGGCUCCAGAGGGUAUGACUGAUGUGUGGCUCACCAUGCUUAGUAUGAUCGUGGGUGCCACCUGCUAUGCCAUGUUCAUAGGCCACGCCACUGCUCUCAUCCAGUCUCUCGACUCUUCCCGACGACAGUAUCAGGAGAAGUACAAGCAGGUGGAGCAGUACAUGUCAUUCCACAAGCUCCCUGCAGACGUACGUCAAAAGAUCCAUGAAUACUAUGAACAUCGCUUCCAGGGGAAAAUGUUUGAUGAGGAGAACAUACUGGGAGAACUGAGCGAGCCACUUAAAGAGGAGAUAGUCAGCUUUAACUGCCGUAGCCUCGUGGCUAAUAUGCCACUGUUCGCCAACGCUGAUCCUAACUUUGUGACUGCCGUGCUCACCAAGCUCCGCUUUGAAGUGUUCCAGCCUGCAGAUUUCAUUAUCCGCGAGGGCACGGUUGGACGGAAGAUGUACUUUAUUCAGCACGGACGAGUCAGUGUGCUUACCCGUGGCAACAAGGAGACAAAGCUGAGUGAUGGGUCAUACUUUGGAGAGAUCUGCUUGCUGACUCGUGGGCGGAGGACGGCCAGUGUCCGUGCAGAUACAUAUUGUCGUCUGUACUCCCUCAGUGUGGACAGCUUCAAUGAGGUGCUGGAAGAACAUCCCAUGAUGCGUCGAGCCUUUGAAACUGUGGCUGUUGACCGAUUGGACCGUAUUGGCAGGAAGAAUUCCAUGCUCCUCAGAAAGUCAUCCCAGGGUGGCUCAAUGGGGGGCAGUAUGGGUCGUGGUGGAGGUCGGGGUGGAGGGGGUCCAGGGGCAGGGGGAGGCCUUGCAAUGGGCAGUCUGGGCUCCUGUGACAGCAUACUGGUGCAGCAGAUUGUCAAACAUGACAGCAUGCCUGCCAUGCAGGACGCCAUUGCAGCCGCUGCUGCAGGAAGAGGAGGGGCCAUGGGAGGAAGUGGCACAGUGUCUCCGAGGCCCCGGCCUGUGAUCUGGGCACCACUGGUCCAUGCCCCCUUGCAGACUGCAGCCGCUACCACUAAUGUAGCUAUCGCCCUUAUGCACCAGCAGCAGCAACAGCAGCAGCAGCUACAGCAGUUACAACAGCAGCAUGCACUUGGAGGUGCUAUAUUCCUGCCCUCUCCUCUUAUCUCUCCUUCUCCCUCUUCUUCUUUCCCUCUGUCUCCUCCGCGCGCCCCUGUGUUACAGCCUCUGCGCCCCUCUGUGAGCUCCCUCAUUGGAAUGAUGGGAGUGGGAGGGAUGGGUGGCUUGUCUCCCAGAGGAGGAUUUCCUGCGUCACCCUCCCCAAUGGGCCCUCCUGGUGGGGUGACAUCACCACCUGUUGCUAAAACGCCAUCAACCCCCGCCACUGCCGUUCCAGCUUCUGUUCAACUUGGAAGGACCCUUCAUUACAGUCUCCGUCUGCAAUCUGAUCCUUCAGUAAUUGGUGGAUCCCCUGGAACGCCCACAGGAGGAGGGCCCACAACUCCACCCAUUCACAAAGUACCUACCACCAACCCCUCAGCUGCCUCUGGUGCCCCAUCAGAUGGCCAUAGUACCGUGACAAGCCAGCAGGGGGCUAAGGAGGCGCUUUUACGUCAUGGAGGAAGUGGUUCACAAGGUCUCCCUGCACUGGGCAGACUCACCCAGGAGGCCAGGCUGCUGUCUGCUUCACAGCCCACUCUGCCUCACCGCUCCUGGGCAGGAGUGCAGCCCCACCCGCCUCUCCAUCGGAAAGCCUCUGGUGGCAAUUUGCUGUCUGCUCCCUUCCUGGCAGGGCAGUUAGCCAGAGGAGGCAGUGCGGGCAUGUUGACCUCUAAUUCUACUGCUCCAGUACAGCUGAUACCAAUGCCACCCUUUAGUACACAAACACAAGCACAGUCCAUAGCUCCUAUUCCAGCCACCAUAACACAGGCUGUCUCUGCACCUGCUGCCACAUACAUACAAUCUGGCGCCCACACUGCCGCAAUCCCCACACCAACAGCUACACACAUCGCCCCUUCAGUGGCUUCUGUGCCCUCCUCUUCCCCUCCUAAGCAGACACCCCUCUCCUCUGCCACACCGUCACCCACCCCCACCCCAUCCUCUCCUACCCCUGUGCUCUCCCAGACACCACGCCCAAAACCAAUCCCUACAACUCCCUCUCGUUCCUCUUCCCCUACUCCCUGCUCUACCCCUCCUUCAGCUGGGACAACUGGGACAAGCCCACUAUCACUCUCUUCAACUCCUCGCCCAAAACCAAUCCCUACACCCUCUCCCUGCUCAUCCUCUCCCUCUCCAUCCUCCACUCCACCUCCGUCUACCCCUGUCCCGCUACCUCAGACCUAUGGGCCUAAGUCCUCUCUCACCCCCUCCUCUCCCCCCACGUCCUCUGUUACCUCUUCCCCAUCCCAUCCCCAGAGUCCCAGAGCCAAACCCACUAACACACCUCCUGCUUCCCCAUUGUCUGGAGCUAGUCCUGCCCCAACCCCUAUCCCCUCUCCAACACCGACUCCAACCCAGACCCGUACCCGCACCCCUACCCCAUCCCAAACUCCGACACAGUCCCUCGCCCCUACCUUCUCCCCAACCCCUACUCCUACUCAGACCCUCACCCCCACACUUUCCCCUUCUCCUAUCUCUGUUACCUCACCAGUUCCUAUUCAGAGCCUAACCCCAACUCAGAUUACACCUGUGAUACCAUCUCCAGGUAAAUCCCAAAGUCCUACCCCUAUCCAUCCCUCUGUUUCCAGCUCCUCCAGAGGCCCCACUCCUACCUCACCCCUUGCCCCUACCCAGAUUCCAAAACAAGCCACAUCCUUAACCCCGGUCCAAACCCCAACCCCUGCCCCAGCACUCACUACUUCUAGUCCUCCCCCCACCAAAAUAACUUUCUCAGUGCAUCCUGUCAAACAAACCCCUCCUGUACUUACUCACAGCCCCACUCCAGGCUCUAGCCAUUCCACCAAAUUGACCCCAGCAACACCCUCGGCCUCAACAACUCUGUCUCCAAACCCUACUGCCACUAAUGUGUCUCCUCCGACCACUUCCUCCAACGCCCCUUCCAGCGUCCCACCUGCCUCUCCUCAUUCCCCAAAACAAACGCCAACCACGGCAGCUACCCCUACCCACUCCUCAAAACUCAAUACACCCUCUAGCCCUGUCCAGACCUCUCAGGCAUCCCCUCUUCCACCCACCCAGCCAGCCCCAGCUGCACCUUGUCCCACAGCCACCCCUGCCAACACCACCUCCCCUAAGGGGGGUAAGAAGGACCCUCAGCUGCCCUUGACCAGAAGAGACUCAGAGGGACUAAGACACAAACUGCCUGCCAACAUGUAAGAAAAAAAGGCCCUGAGGAAGGAAAUCAUACAGAAUAAUGGACUUUUUUGUUGUUGGAGCUGAUUAAGUGCAGAGCCAUGGAUAUACAGAGCUGUGUCAGAGUUGGCACCAGGCAUCCCAUAAUAGGCCACCAUUGUCUCAUGUGGACAGUUACAUGUUUGCAUUCACUCUAGGAUGUGAUUGUCGUAGAACAUCAGGUGUUAAUGUGAUUUUCAAUGAAGCCAUCAAUCAAGAGACACUGAAAGACUUUAUAGGGUCGGUUGAUUGAGGCAAGCUAGGGUAGAAACAAAGUGAACAUCCAAAUGUAUACAUGCAUAUCUGUGUUAGUGAUUGUUGGAGCAAGCAGGGGAGCUGAAGUGGAAAAGUGUCAUAGAGUGGGAUGGAAGCAAUAGCUGAAAGUUAAAGAGUAAAACUGUCUAUGUUAAAUGUCUCUGUUUUCUUGACAGUGGAAACAGCAAUACGCUUUAGACUUUUGAGACGCUCACAAUCUAAGGGGUGCUGACUAUGACAAAGAUAAAUACGAGCAUAUCACCAUCUUGCUGCUGUUCAGAGGAAGACCUCAGUUUCAAUUGCAGGCAAUAGAACAGGCACUUCAUGGUUUCCAGCUCCACCUCCCUCUUGCCUCCCAUUCUUCACCAAAGUGUAAUAUUUUCUCAUCGGAAUAAUAACUAUAAGGAUAUAGAGUUGAUCAGUUACUGUAAAGUUGAUAACCAUAUGAAUUUGAAUAAUUAGGAGCAGUCCACUGGUAGUUUUAUCGUCCCAGGUGUGUGGUGUUUAGUUUUGGAGCAAAGACAAAGUCUUAAACCUACAUGUUCACACUGAGAAUUUCUGUAAACUGAAUUGUGUUUUUGUGUGACACAUAAUACUGCUCCCCUGUGCACUGUGGCUGAAUUGAUUUUGUUCCACCUCGCUCCCUGUAAAUACGUGCCUGAGUCAGUGUAUGCUUCCUCACCCCUUUGCCUCGUCUUUCAUCUCUGUCUGUCUCACUCCCUUUCAUCCAAUUGCUGAGCUUUGGUUGCUGUUUCUUUGACGCUCACAGACUCUCCCUUCCUCUGUUUCCCUGACACUUUGCACUCACCCUCUAUCAGCAUCAUGUCCAAUUUACUCCCUCCUCCUUCUCUCACCCACUGACACUGUUUCAGUGCCAUGUUCAGUGAUGUUUGAUGUUUUGUGUGGGUAGCAACAAUGCAUUCCUGUCUUAACCCCUGAUACCAUGUUGCCUAGACUGUAUAUUUAAGGACCAAAUGUUUUAUUUUUUAUUUAUCACAGCUUUAGCUUUUGAAAAGAAAAAAAAAAUAACAACUAGCUAAAAAUGAUGUUAAAAUGACGAUCUUGAGUAUGGUGAUGAAAGUGGCAAUGA